Rotaria socialis is the source of this 447-nucleotide messenger RNA. The record is from the annotation of a GenBank genome assembly. Lineage: Eukaryota; Metazoa; Rotifera; Eurotatoria; Philodinida; Philodinidae.
AUGACUAUGAAAUUAAAAGCAUUAUGCAAUAAUGCUGAAUAUGUUUCAGUGACUUUAGAUGUAUGGACUGACAGACGCUUACGUUCUUAUAUUGGCAUUACAUUGCACACAUUUGUUGGCGAUGAUAUAAAAUCAUAUUUAUUAUCAUUUGCACCAUUAAAAGGUCACCAUACGGCUGAUGUAUUAUUGGCUGAAUUUGAAAAAGUGAUUAAUUAUUAUCAUAUUGAGAAAAAAUUAGUACGUUUGAUUACCGAUCAUGCAUCCAACAAUUUGAAAGCGUUUAAUCAUAUUUUACUUCCAGGUUUUGAAUCUUAUUUUGAAAAUGAUGAAUAUGAUAAUGAAGAAUAUGAUUUAACACAAGAUGAGAAUGAUGAUUGUGAAGAAAUUUCCGAUAAUAAUUCAGAUGAUAAAUUUCAAUUGGUACCAUUAGAUGAAGAAAUUAUUUAG